AUGACCUUCUCGCCCUCCUUCAAUGACCGAACCGAUUUUGAUAACGCUACCCGAGGGUUUAUCCAUGCAUUAAAACCAUGUAUCAUCCGAAACUCGAGUGGCCGCGUAGUGUGGAACAACGACGAGUACGGUUUUCUCCAAGACGCAGAAUGCCCUGCCACUGCCGAGCCAAAACUGUGGCGACAAGGCCAAUUGAACUCCAUCCAGGGUCUUUUCCAAGUAACUGACGGAAUUUACCAAAUUCGAGGCUUCGAUCUCUCGAACAUGACCGUCGUUGAGGGACACAAAGGUGUUAUUGUGAUUGACCCGUUGACGUCGGUCGAAUGUGCAGCGGCGGCACUAGCGCUUUACCGUGAACACCGCGGGGACCGGCCAGUAACCGGUUUGAUCUAUUCACACUCACAUGUAGAUCAUUUCGGUGGAGCUCAGGGCGUGCUCCAACAAGGCACAAAUACAUCGAUACCUAUCAUCGCCCCGGAGGGUUUCAUGGCCGAAGCGACUAGCGAGAACAUCUACGUCGGCGAUGCCAUGCGCCGGCGUGCAGGGUAUAUGUACGGCAUGCGAUUACCAAAAGGGCCAGAUGGUCACAUUGGCUGUGGCCUUGGAAUGAUGCCGUCUAGUGGAACAAUGUCAUUGAUUCCUCCAAAUGUCUCUAUCUGCCACACAGGCGAGAAACGGACGGUGGAUGGCAUUCGUAUUGAGUUCCAAAUGGUUCCUGAAACCGAGGCACCGGCGGAGAUGAACUUCUACUUUCCCGAGCACAAGGCACUUUGCAUUGCUGAAUGCGCAACUCAUUGCCUUCACAAUAUAAUCACUCUUCGCGGGGCUUUGGUUCGUGACGCGAAGGCCUGGGCACGCUAUCUUGACGAAACAGCAGUGCUCUAUGGGCAGAAAUCCAAUGUGCUCUUUGCUGGCCACAACUGGCCGACCUGGGGACAGGAUGAAAUCGUCAAGUUCAUAUCGGAGCAACGAGACCUCUACACCUAUCUCCAUGACCAAACUGUCCGGAUGAUGAAUAUCGGCCUGACAGGCAUCGAGAUUGCAGAGAGAUUCACCCUCCCACCAGCACUGCAAAUGGCGUGGCAUGCGCAGGGUUUCUACGGCUCUGUCAGUCAUAAUGUCAAGGGAAUCUACCAACGCUAUCUGGGUUGGUUUGAUGGGAAUCCAGCACACUUAUGGGAGUACCCAGCGGCUGAAGCUGGUCAGAGAUACAUUGACUGUAUGGGAGGUGUAGAUGAGGUUGUUCGAAAGGCAAGAAAGUAUGCCAGCGAAGGUGAUUCACGCUUUGCGGUGACACUAUUGGGCCAUGUCAUAGCCGCUCAUCCUGAACACAAGGAGUCAAGACUUGCGCUGGCAUCUGUGUACACGAAACUGGCAUAUGGCUGUGAGAAUGCGACAUGGCGCAACAUCUACCUUUCCGGUGCCCAGGAUAUGCACUCUCCUCCCCCGCCAGAUCGUCCAGAACCCCCGAAGCGCGAAUACAGGGCUGCGCUAUCGAUGGAACAACUGCUUACUCUUCUGUCAGUCCAAUUGGAUGGACCCAAAGCCGCAACAGAAUCGUUUACGAUAGACCUGGAUCUGCAAGAACAAAAGCAAAGUUGGCGGCUGAUUCUGAGCAACGGAGCCUUGACAUAUCGCAUCAAAACAGAUCACGACAGGUCCAUUGACACGUCUGGUUUGCGUCUAACGCUCACCAAAAAGGAAUUGGUGGAGAUACUGAAUGGGGGUGGAGGGAUCCCAGAAAACAGCUCAGAGGGCGAUGUGAGCCUGCUCUUCAAGUUGAUGAGAUUGGUUGGGGCAUCCAUGCCCCCAGCAAGCCUUUUGUAA
This is a messenger RNA of Aspergillus oryzae RIB40, 1827 nucleotides long. RefSeq names its product alkyl/aryl-sulfatase. The transcript has a single exon. The coding region runs from base 1 to 1827 and encodes 608 amino acids. Gene Ontology annotation, molecular function: protein dimerization activity; linear primary-alkylsulfatase activity. NCBI's taxonomy places the organism in Eukaryota, Fungi, Ascomycota, Eurotiomycetes, Eurotiales, Aspergillaceae. The record is from RefSeq and is a predicted model, not a curated record. Gene Ontology annotation, biological process: dodecyl sulfate metabolic process.